ACUUCCCUUGUUUGAAUGGGUUACCGAAAGUUAUGGCUUAUCCAAAAGCAAACGAUCAACGCAUUCGAUUGAGCAACAUUUACAGAGGAUGCCGAAAAUACUUCGUUAUUCAAAUAUUUAUUGCACUUUCAGUGCUGUACAUUUUUUACAGCAUAAACGGAGGUCUCAUUCCCAAAUUUCUCAUACCUCAUAUGCCUUUCCUGAAUGUGGGUCCAGAUGUCAAUGCCUUGCUGUUUUUUGAUGUAAACAAUGAUGCCAGUAAAAUCUCAUGGGCUCGUGCGACAAAUGACAGAGAGAAGCUGGAGAAUGCAGUUCAUAGUGAUGUGCACAUGAUUGAGGGUGAUGUGAUUCUUCAGGGUCAGGGUACAGAGAGCCAGAAAAUGAUCCCAGUAAUGGCAGAACCUCCUCAAACUGAGAGUGACUUGCUUCUCGUUGACUGGCUUGAUAAAAUCAAGUACAAAACAAACAAGGGCAUCAAACUAGAUUUCUCUAGUAUAGAUGCAGUAGAGAUUUCAUUGCAAAGACUGAAAGAAGCACAUUUCCAGUACCCCAUAAAAUUUCCAGUGUGGAUACAUGCCGAUGUCUUAGAAGGGCCCCAUGGAGGAAAAGUCAGAGUUGAUCCAAGCCGAUUCUUUCAAACGCUGAAAAGAGUCUUUCCUAAGUGCACAGUGUCACUUGGCUGGACAACAGGUACUCACACAGAUCUCAGUCAGAGUGCAUACACCUGGGAUAUGGUAAUGGACAUGUAUGAGCUUGUCAAAAAGUGGCGAAUUGAUGAUCAGCCUAUAGUUUUCCAGGUACGAUUGUCCCUCAUGCACAACUCAGUUCCUCAGCUGAAGUGGCUUUGUGACAAUAUUGCGCACUCUGCCUUGAAUGUGUGGCAUGUGAAGAAAGAUUCAGUUCUCAAUGAUGAUUUGAUGCAUAUUGCAUACCGCUUCCCUCCCCAUGCAGUUUUCUUUGAUCUUAAUCAUGCACAGUAUGAAGCACUACUAUACAAGUAUCGCCAUUUUUCGAAAGAAAAAAUCAGCCAUUAUGUCCAAAAAAGAGAUGAGGUCAUCUUCAGGCCACAGGCAUGGCUUAAAAUGGGGUUCUAUAUUCAGAAAGACUCAAUUUUACCCAGCACAGAGGGUAUUAUUUUAACAUGCCCUAUUGUGUACAUAGUCACUAAAAGUACUUACAGGCCCACCACUGAAGUCUAUAUUCAAGGCCGUGUCCAGUUUCUCAACAGAAAGAACAGAGAGAUAGAAUCUUUUCACACGGGUCUCAACAUUUACCUUCGACCGACGGCGUAUGCCAACUUUGAUCAAAUUGUGGGAAUCAGAUGUUUCUUAGGUGUAGGUGGGGAGAUAGAAAUUGUGGGAAGCAAUUUGCCAGAUAGCAUCCCCAACUUUAGGAAGACAGCCAGAAUUACUCCAAGCUCUGCCAACUGCUACAGAUUCCAGAUAACUGAUGCUGGUGACAAGGUAAUAUUUCAGGUGAGCUCUCUUCAUGACUGCAUCACACUGGAGAGUGUUAUUCAAACAGAGGAUAUGCACUUGACUCUCUCAGCUGACAUUCCCGAAAAGUUAUCAAGAGAACCGCAUCCAUUUAUUUUGCGUAUGGAGGAUAACAAUAGGGAAGGGGUUAUUGAUGAAUUGAGUGUUAAGCAUAAAAUGUAAAGUGAAGCUUCCAUUUUAAACUAUGAAAAAGUUUAUACUGUGACUAAUUGUAAUCUUUUAAUCAAUAUAGAAUACCUUUGAAGUGUGGAGUACUACAACAUUUCUUUUAUAUACUGUAUAAUAGUUUUAUAAAACAAGAUUUGCUGUCCUAUUAUGCCACUGUCAAAAUAAGCAAGAGUGUAUGAAAAAAGAAUGUAGAUGAUUCAUAUUCAAAUGUUUCAUAAAUAAAAGCAUUCCAUAUAAACAUUUUUCAUUAAUCAAGAUGUCUGAAUUUUGUUUUUUAUCAUCUGCACAAAUGGUACUCCCAUUCAUCAUUGAUAGAAAUAGUACUAAUCUGUCUACAGAUCUGAAGAUGCUGAAUAUGGUUUUAUUGCUUGUGAAUAUUGUCUUCAUGGUCUCACACCUUCUUACUACACAUUAAAGCUAUUAUUCUGAAAGCUGUCUAGAAAGAAUCACUAUUGCUUGUCUGUUGAUUGGGAUUAACGUUUUUUUCAUUUAUCAUUAUGCAGCAGAAAAGUCAUAUUGAACACCACGUUAGAAAACUUCAGCAGAUGAGCAUACACUUUUUUUCCAGCAAGUGUUCAGAAUUAUGAUACUAAGAAAAUUGUGUUGCACUGGGUCCAUAUGUAUUUGUGUGCAUGGCCACAUGCAUAUAUAUUGCAGAUCUAAUGUACAUUUCAGGAAAUGCAAAGAUUUGUUCCCAAUUUUGUUCACAAACUUAGAUUUAAGACCAAAGCUUAACCUUUGCAUGACUUGCAAAUUCGUGGAACAUAUUGGGUGCACAGGUUAAACUUUAGGAGCACUCUUUUUUUUUUUUCAGAUUUCAAGUAAUUUUAGUGUUCUUGAAAACAUACCUCCCAAGAACAAUUGAUGUGUUUCUGAUAUAGGUUUUUUUUAACUGUUAUCAAAAGAAAACAUACUGGUCUUUAAGUUUAAUAGUAUUUCUGCUUUUACUUUAUCUUUCUCAGCAAAUAUUUUAAGAGACUGCAUUCAUUGCUAAUUGUUAUCAUUGGUGGGUUAAAGAAGUCACUGGGCUGCAGUUUGUUGCAUGAAUCACUGAACAAACUAUAUUAAAGUUUAUCUAGCAUCCAAGGUGUCUGUAAAAUACAAAAUAAAAUUAAAUAGCAGAACAAAAAGUAAAUCUUCCAAUUUAUCAUAGAAGUUCACAAUUCUGCAAAACAAUUUGAAAUAAACUGAGGAUAUGUGACAAGAUGCUACUUGCUAAUGAGUGAAAAGGAAGGUUCAAAUGAUGGGAUAUCUGUGAACUGGGUAAAUGGUAUGUUAAGCAGCUUCUGAUGUAAAUAUAGACAUAAAAAUUGGGGAAUUCCAGGAUGCUGCUGACAAAGUGGAUGCUCAAAGUUAAUCUGACCCACAUGCUGGAUUUUUAACCAUUGUCUUAAAAAUCACAUGUAAUUAUUUGUGUAUUUUCUAUCAUUUUAUUUGUAAUGAACAUGUGAAAGUUUGUGUCCAUGUUAGAACUGUCUGAAUCUGGACCAGGAUCUUGCAUGCAUUGAGGUUGUGACUCAUUUCUUGGCUUUUGCAAAGGGCAGAUGCAUUUGUAUGAAUUAUAUUUUUAAAAACUGAUAAAUAAAAAAUCAAUUACA
Molecule: messenger RNA, 3262 nt
Organism: Pomacea canaliculata
Lineage: Eukaryota; Metazoa; Mollusca; Gastropoda; Architaenioglossa; Ampullariidae
Exons: 4
Coding region: 33-1658 (541 amino acids)
Source: RefSeq, a predicted model, not a curated record